Homarus americanus (American lobster) is the source of this 4745-nucleotide messenger RNA. RefSeq names its product actin-binding LIM protein 3-like (gene Unc-115a). Gene Ontology annotation, molecular function: actin filament binding. Gene Ontology annotation, cellular component: actin cytoskeleton. Lineage: Eukaryota; Metazoa; Arthropoda; Malacostraca; Decapoda; Nephropidae. The transcript is spliced from 20 exons. The record is from RefSeq and is a predicted model, not a curated record. Gene Ontology annotation, biological process: cytoskeleton organization; lamellipodium assembly. Bases 1 to 2976 code for a protein of 991 amino acids.
AUGGACCCCAAUCGUGAAGAAGGUCCUGUCAACAUGGCCAAGUUAGAGCGGGACUGGGUGAGGUGUGGCCCUGGAGAGCAAGACGAGAGUGGUGGUUGUUGCAAGCGCCAGGACUCCUCGGCCUCCGUGUCUGCUCAGCGGGCUCCUCGCUCCAAUGCUUCUCCUCAGUCUUCCGUAGCUCCUCCUUCUCCUCCUUCAUCUGCGGCUGCUGUAGCCGCUUCUUCACCUCCAGUAGUUCCUGUCUCUCAGCAGCUUUCUGUUGCAACCUUUCCAGCUUCUGUAGAAGCCACUACGGCGUCUUCUGUAGGGACUUCUUUACCACCUCCUGUAGCUGCUGCUUCCACUGCUGUACCACCUUCUGCAGUUAAGACGUCACGGUCUACUGCAACUGCUACUGCACCACCUUUCACAGCAUCUCAGUCACCAGCUGCUGUAGCCACUCCAGCUGCAGGUUCCUCUCUCCACCCCGUUCGAUCCUCGGCAGGUGGCGGACCUGCCCUCACUUCGGGCAGGUCCUCGGGGGUCCCUGGACCUAGUCCCCCGCCCCUCGUGGCCACCAUGGGCGUCAGCCACCACACCGUCACCACCACCACCACCGCCGUCCCCACCACACCAACACGACGCUGGAAAACACUGUGUGAGGCUUGCGGAAAGAAGUGCUCUGGUGAAGUGCUACGAGUCCAAGAGAAGUACUUCCACAUCAACUGCUUCAAGUGCCACAGUUGCAAGAAGUCACUAGCACAGGGAGGCUUCUUCACUCGAGAUAAGGACUACUAUUGUACUGAAUGUUACCAGAAAAACUUUGGCCAGCGUUGUGCAACAUGUGGACUAUAUGUGGAGGGAGAAGUUGUCUCUGCCCUCGGUAACUCUUACCAUCAGAAAUGCUUCACGUGUGCUCGUUGCAGACAACCAUUUCCAACGGGUGAACGAGUUACUUAUACUGGAAAGGAAUGUUUGUGUCAACGAUGUCUGCACAUACCUGUGGUAGACUCCCAGUCUCCUACCCGCUCACCCACAUCUGGAGGGCCGAAAUGUGCGGGAUGCAAGGAGGAACUGGUGGAGGGGCAGGCGCUGAUCGCCCUCGACCAGCAGUGGCAUAUAUGGUGCUUCAAGUGUGCCAUCUGCAGUACUGUGCUACAUGGAGAGUACAUGGGCAAGGAUGGCUUACCAUACUGUGAGAAGGAUUAUCAAGCCCAGUUUGGUGUCAAAUGUGCAUAUUGCAAUCGGUUCAUCAGUGGCAAGGUAUUACAGGCUGGCGACAAUCACCACUUCCACCCCACUUGUGCACGAUGUACCAAAUGUGGCGAUCCAUUUGGAGAUGGAGAGGAGAUGUAUUUACAAGGUACAGCCAUUUGGCACCCUCGCUGUGGCCCCGGUCCCACAGAAAAUGGCACUGUCCUUAAUGGUUCACUAUCCAAUGGCCAUCACAUUAAUGGGGAACAGAAAGCUGAGAGAGAACGUGACUUUGAUGGCAUGAGCUCAACAGCUUCAGAAACACAGUUUAUCGAAACUGUAGAAUCCACUGGAAGAUGGCGGCGGUUUUCACGAUCCCGCACGCCAAGCCUUAAUGGAUCCUUCCGCUCCUAUAGCCCCUAUAACAGCCUGAACCGGAAGUUCUCAGGUCCAUAUCGCACAUGCUCUCCUGGCUUGAUCCUACGGGAGUACAAAUCCUCUCAAAGCCCUAUUGACAUCACACGCAUCUAUACCUAUUCCUAUCUUGCUGCUGAGCCUUCACAAGGGUACCUCAAGCGCCCAUUGGACCCUUACGACCGUCCUCCUCCCAAGUCUCCGCACUUCCACCGUCCGCCGACGGAUAGUCGAAAACUGUCACUGCCCAAGACGUCUAGCAGAUUAGGUAUGCGAGUUCUGGUGGAUCAGAUGCAGUCAGAAACACCAAGACCUAAAUCUCCUCACAUGAACAAUGAGGAACCUAUAAUACUUUCUCAUUAUCCCGGGGGACGGAAGCCAAGUUCUGGAGAUGUUUCACGAAUCGAGAGAGAUGAUUUUCCUGCCCCGCCCUAUCCCUACACUGAUCCUGAUGUUUCAGAGCGGCGGCGAAGGUGGUCAGGCAGUAAUAAAGCUGUUAGCAUCGAUGAGACGGAUGAAGGCACAGAAUUGGAAGAAGAUUCUGUUGUUGAAGAUCCUAAAUUGAAGAGAGAGGAAGUAGAACUAAGUAAGAUUGCAACUGGCAUUGGCAAAGUAUUCCUUCAACAAGUGAAAGAGAGAGAAAAGAUCCGAGCAUGGAAAGCCACUCACCUUGACCCUCGUAAUGCCUCACGGACACCAGCUGCUGAUCGGGAGCCUGGAUACAAAUUGCGCUUUGGGUCAUCUCUUAAUGCAUCACCUUCUCGAAUGACAGACCACAGCCGACCUUGGGGUCCUGAAGAUGAUGAAUUUGACCGAGGUUCAUCAUAUCGAUGUUCCACUGGGAGAUCCUCAGCCACUAUACCCUCAUAUAACGUUGUGAGCUCCCUCAGACAACCUCCCAAGCCUGGCUACGGUUUCUCGCCGCGCAACACCUUCUACCGCCAGGGCCUAGGAUCAUAUUCUGCGCUUCAUGGAGACUACAGUUUCACAGGUUUAGGAGAAAAGACACAGAGCACUGAAUUUAGUAGUGCUCGCUCUGAUGUUUCAGCAGGUUCGCUCACAGAAGCCGAUAGGAGCGCAUUGAACGCCGAGCUGUGUGCGUCAACAACAUACAGUAGCGGCCUUCGCGGCUACUCUUCCUACUCUCCCCACCUUCGUCGCUCACUGCCCAACAUGCAUCACAUGUCCUCAGAACCCCCUAAGAUUUAUCCUGCACAUCUCUUAUUAGUAUCUAAUUACCGCCUGCCCAAUGAUGUGGAUCGCUGUCAUCUGGAGCGUCACCUAUCUGACACGGAUUUUGAAAUGGUGUUCCACAUGGCUCGUAUGGACUUCUAUCGCCUUCCAGAAUGGAGGAGAAAUGAUUUAAAGAGGCGAGCUAAGCUUUUUUAGAAGAAUUAUUAUUAUUAUUUAUAUAUUUUUUUUCAAUUAUGUAUUGGAAAUUUAGUUACCCACUUGGACUAUCAGCUUACUUAUCAGUAUGUAAACAGUAAUUUAAAAUGUUUAAUAUUGGAUCCUUAACACUGAAUUAUUAAUUGGAAUUGAGGGAAAUUUUAAGUGUAUGGUUGCCAGCAGUGUGUCUGUUAAUGGAUAUCUAAAAUUUUACAUGUCAUCUUUUCUCAUAAUGUCCAUGCAGAGAGCCAUUUCAUUCCAUCCUUACAAUCAGUUUUAGGAACUGUAGCUUUUAGCAAACUUAAUAUAUCUGGAAAACUCUCCAGAUUAAAGUUGAGAAUAAUGUAAAAGGUGCUUUGAUCAAUUCCAUAUAACAUAUAUUUAGAGCACAUAUAUGUGUAGUGUUUUAUAACAUUAAUAGGGUCUUCAAUUAGUUUGAAAUUAAUAGUAAUUUUUGUACACAACUCUUAAGCAAAAUUUUGUCCAGGUAGGUUGAUAAACUAUUAUAGAUAUUUAUCAAGAUAUUUUUUAAGCAAUAUUUUAAAUGUUGAUAAAUUUUUGGGUGAAGAGAUAGGACUGACUGGGUGGGUAAUAGUUAUGAAUGAGGUGAUCUAUGGUAAACAUUUUGCCCACAUUAUGAUGCUUGUUAGUUCUUCAGUUUCACAUCUUCUAGUCUCCUUUAUUCCAGUAGAUGCAGUCCAGAAUUUUAGUUGACCCCGAGGGUUUAUUUUUUGUUGACGUUUCCUUUUGUUUUAUUUCUUUUGUGCAUUUAUGUUGGGCAGUGAUCUUUCAUAUGUGACAUCAUCAUGGACUUUAACUUUUUAGACAGAUUUUACAUGUCUUAUAUUAUGUUACUGUGUAAAUAUAAAAGAGAAACUCAUAAAGUUCCUCAAGCCUAACAUGCCUGAUUUUGUCACAUCCAUAAAUGUCUUGAACUUUACUAAGAUCUGCAAAAUAUACAGUAAAUGGGACAUGUGCUUGAGUUUCAAUCUCAUUUGUAAAUUACAAGUUGUAACGUGUUUGUAAAUAGUGCCUCCUAGAGCUUCACAUGUGGUGCGAUCAGUGGUUGUGGUCCUUAGAUGGGAGUAUUUUGAGUCCUGCUAAGGGUAUGUUAGGAAGGCUUUGCUAGCUUUUAUUAUUUUAUACAAGGGAUUCAUAUAUUAUAUUACUUUGGGGUAAAGUCUUCCUUCAUGAUGUUCUGUUAGAGAAGCCUUUCUUUAAGUUGUCAAGGAUGUAAAGGUGUCUUUUUUUGUGGUGUUCUGUUAGCAAAGCUUCUCCGACUUAUGAUAAUGGAGAAGUACUGUAUAUCUAUUUUAUGCUCCAUCACAGCAAAAGAAAGAUAAUAAGAUUGUGUCUUGACAUUAAUAGUGCUGAUCACAUCAUUUCAGUUAGUGGUGUCUAAGCCACUUGCUGGACUAUUAUGCCCAAGGUGGGAAUCAUGUUAUUGCAACUGUGUGUUACUGCAGCAGCUAAAACAAUGGUCGUCUUGCCUGCCAUGCUCUUUUUUGAAUGACAUAUAUUUUAUAUUUUAGCCUUUUAUCAAAGUUAGUAUCAUAUUAGUAGUGUUGGUGAGAAUGAGUUCCAAGGUUAUAAAGAUGUACCAGCCAGUGAGUGUUGUGUGAUCAGUUUAUGCAUCUGUGUUCAAACUUAUCUUCAUUAUCCUGUAGUUGAGAGUAGGAUAAAAAUGGGUAAUUGAGGUGUGAUUGUGACAAAUGAACUUAUUUUGUAUCCUUUUUGCAUUGAAAUUUUAAAGUAAAUGUGGUACCUUG